Messenger RNA from Megalobrama amblycephala (Wuchang bream), 7618 nucleotides. RefSeq names its product homeobox C5a (gene hoxc5a). Gene Ontology annotation, molecular function: RNA polymerase II cis-regulatory region sequence-specific DNA binding; DNA-binding transcription factor activity, RNA polymerase II-specific. Gene Ontology annotation, cellular component: nucleus. NCBI's taxonomy places the organism in Eukaryota, Metazoa, Chordata, Actinopteri, Cypriniformes, Xenocyprididae. The coding region runs from base 419 to 1120 and encodes 233 amino acids. The transcript has 3 exons. Gene Ontology annotation, biological process: anterior/posterior pattern specification; regulation of transcription by RNA polymerase II. The record is from RefSeq and is a predicted model, not a curated record.
UGUCCAGUAUUAGACGCCAGAUGACGCUCUUGUCUAACGGUCUCGCCCUUUUUAGCCCAGACCCUUAGAUGAUUUCCAUACCGAGAAGUUAUCGGACACGUUUCAAUGUCUAUCAAUAACCUCCCGGGGAUCAAGCCAAUUUAUGACUGGCCAGGAGCUGCACGUGAUUCUAUUUAAACAUUCCAUAUUUGGGCAUUACGCGUCGUAUCAAGAAAAAAAAGAAAAUGAUUUCCUCCACCUAUAAAUCCUGCUCUUUUUUAGGACAAGCCUAACGUCCUCUAGAAAUACAAAUAAAGUCCAAUAAACAAAUAAAACUUCUAAACAACUUAUGUAUACUUUAUUAGCUGAUUCAGUCUCUGCUGCGACCGGGUGCUUUUUGUGACUCUCUCCAAGGUUACUGUAUUGUUUUGGAAAUAGAAUGAGCUCAUACGUUGGAAAUUCAUUUUCUAAGCAAACGCAAGACGCCUCCUCUUGUAGAAUGCACACUUUUGGCAACUAUGGAGCUCACUCUGAGUUCCACGAGUCCAAUUACGCGUACGAAGGACUUGAUCUCGGCGGAUCCUUCAGUUCUCAAAUCCCCUCCAACUCUUUGAAACGGGAGGCGAUAAACACAACCGACCGUGCAAGGACCAGUGCAGCAGUUCAGCGAACACAGUCCUGUUCAGCUGUGGGCUCUCGUAGCUUUGUAAGCACUCACGGGUACAACCCCCUCAGUCACGGACUGUUGAGCCAAAAAGCCGAGGGGAAUAUGGAAGUUCUGGAGAAGCCCAGCGGCAAGAGCCGCACAGACGAUAUCAAAAUGGAGACUACUUCAGCGAUAAAGCAACAAACUAAUUCGACUCAGCGUCAGAACCAGUCGCAGCCGCAGAUAUAUCCGUGGAUGACAAAGCUACACAUGAGCCACGAAUCUGACGGUAAAAGGUCACGAACCAGUUACACCCGGUACCAGACUCUGGAGUUGGAGAAAGAGUUCCAUUUCAACCGAUACCUCACACGUCGCAGACGUAUCGAGAUUGCCAAUAACCUCUGCUUGAACGAGCGGCAAAUUAAAAUUUGGUUCCAGAACCGUCGCAUGAAGUGGAAGAAGGACUCAAAGUUGAAAGUGAAAGGAGGACUAUAAAUAAUGUGGUGCACGGCUUCAAUUGAAACGACCUGAAAAUAAACGCAGUGUUAACUUGUACUGAAUCAACAAAGGGUUUAAAAAUAGAUUUUGUUGGUGACAACAGUUGAUGUCUUUCAUUUGUCUACAAUAUCAUGUUGUUAUGUGAAUAUGUCCAUAUUUUCGAUAUUUAUUGAUAGUGCUCCCUUCCGGGAGGUGCUUAUUUGAAUAAUGUAUAAGCUUAAACUUUAUUUGAAUAUGCCUUACUAAAAUCAUUUGUAUCAAUAACCUACAUAACAUACCAAGGCCUGCAUCCAGUUACGUUGAUUUAAAUGUAAAUGCAAAUAAUGUGGUGCUUUGCUUGAACAUUCAUCAAUCUCCCCAUUGCAUAUUGCAUUUUGAUGGAACUUGUCUUUUUAUCCAUUGUACUUUCUGUCGUAAAUACAUCUAUACAACUAUAAUAGCCAAACAAGGAUGGUAAACCGCACUCCAUGAUAAUAAUGCAACAACUGUAGUGUCAUAUUAAACACUGUCUAUCAUAUUGUCUGUCAGCCAGCAGCCAAAUGGUAAUUUUAUCUUGAGGAUUAUGUCUAUUGAAAUACUGUGGAAUCAGAACAUUUUGCUCUUUUAUUGAAUAUGUUUUUUUUUUUUUGAGGGGGUCAAAUUUUACAGGCAGGUACCUUGGCAUUUCUUUCCAUACACUCUAUUCUAUAUAGGAGUGGCUUAUGCCUUUCAUACCAACCAAUCUACACGACCUACUUUUGCGUUUGUCUGAUCCAUCAUUUCUGUGAUUCUAACUGUUUGUUUUCAAAGUUUCAUUGAUACUUUUCGAUACUUUACCAGUCAGUAAUUAUUUAUUACAGUAACCAGAUUAAAUUGCCAACAUAUCAGAAAGUUUUGUCAGCCAUCUGUGUCCAAUGAAACUUCCAAUGUGGUAUCAUUGUAAAUGAACUCGAUGAAACGUAAAGAAUAUACUAUUUGUCUGUUAAAGCAAAAAUAAUGAGUCUUUCUUUACACAAAUGCAUUUUUUAAUUCAAGGCCCGUUUGAUACCUCGUGCAGAGUUAAGAGAAGAAUACGUUCUGCGCAAAUUAAUAUGAUUUUGGUAAAAAAAUAUAUAUAUAUACAUAAGUCUGCAUGUGUAUACUUACAGUGAUGAGACAUGAUUGAACUUUAACGCUCUGGUCACUUAUUUACAGUAGCCCUUAAACGGAGGCACAUAAAACUUUAUGACCCCAAUAAACUUUUACAGCACUUCCUCUCACCCAUCAGACACUGACAACUGUUUCCUUUUUUAACAAAUCGGCGGAAGUUUACACAAACAUUUCAGUGACGUUUUGGUACACAAAACCCUUAAAAACAAUAGUUUGCACAUUUAAUCAAAUACUCCGUGCAACUAAAUUAUAGCAAAUAUACGAUUUUUUUUCGAAAGUGCAUUUGAAAUGCGAUAAUACACCGUUAUCAAUCGUCCUGCGUGUAAAGCAUAUAAUUAAAGACGUUUAAAGUGAAUUGCUCAAACCUUAUUGUUGAAAUUUGUCAUUUAGAUAAUGAGACAUGAUGUUAGCCAACCUAUGUGCAGAAAUCACAUAAUCCAGGCCCAUGUCAAACAAAGGACAUAAGACUGCGAGUACAAAAUGCUAAUUUUCGACUGGCUCGCUCUACUCAGGCUCUUUUCUGCUUUAUUGUUGGUUUGACAUAGGCUAUAGUUUUUUCUUAAUUCAUGCCUUCUCGGCGCUCUCGAUGCAACCGAACAUUUUAAUCUCCAAGUUUCUUAAGUGUAUGAAUGCUAACAUUAUAUACACACACACACUAAGCUGAAAAUAAAAAAAAAACAGUCAGCUAGUCAAUUUAUACUACUGUUUAAGAAGCGCUUUCAUUUUAGAAUCGUCUCACUCACCUAUAUUGGAGAUUCAAUGUAAAUUUCCAUGCUUCUUUCAAUUUCUACACUCGCUAUCUUGACCGAAAGGGCCACAUUGCGAGUUACUGUGGUUACUAUGUUGCUUUUUACACAAACCCCUCUUUUUUUAGCUCUCUUGCCACGUAUUUUGAAGUUUGAGGGUUAUUUAUGCCAAUUGCCCAAAGCAGGACCAGUGAGUGGUGCAGGAAGAGCACGUGGGGUCAUUAAAGUGGGUUUUAUGGCCUGCAAGACCUGACAAACCCUCAAUAUAUUUACAUCAUAUAUAAUGUUAACUGUCCGUAAUCGCAGCUGUUGGCUAGUCUUAUCUCUGAGAGAAGGGCUUAGAGCCUGUUAGUGUGGGUUACUCGCGUCAGGGUCUGUAGAAGUUCGACUCUCCCAAAUGGAUCCCAGGCGGUUGCAGUAAGUUAAUAAUCUUGUUUUCCUCUUUUUAAUUAAAUAUGUACUUUCCUCCGCAACGCCCUCGGGAAUUAAUCAAGGAUGUAAUUCAAUAGUUCAUGGAGAAAUUGUGUCAAGUGGUGCGCAAAUGUGUCCUCAUCUGUUCAGUUUUGAUCAAUUUCAAAGUCUAGAGUGUACGUUUGUGCAUUUGUAUAUUACUGUUAAUUUGGCGUUGAUAUGGAAUUAUUGUUCUGGCAGCAGCUUCAAAUCUAAUUCUGUAUACCAUGACUCAUAGCCUAUGUAUUCAAAAACAUCUUGUAUGCCUCUUAAAAGCGUUGUGCAUGUGUGAAGAGCGUUGCCUUGAGAUUCACUUAAGUAUUGGAGAAUGUAGAAUGUGCGUAUAUCAAAAUACUCCACUUUUGGGGCGGUGAAAAAUGCUUAGUUUGCCCCUAGGAUGUGUAUGUUGUGGUAAAAGUGACGGUGAAGGACUGAGAAGCUAAGUGAUCUUGUAUUGGUUUGCAGAUGAGAGCGCAGAACAUAGAUCUUUAGAUCGGACAUAAUGUGGGGUCAUGUGCAGGGCAGAGAAGAUGUGGUGUUGUGUGGUGGGGUCAUGUACAGGGCAUUGUGGAUGAAGAGUCACAUGAUUAACUAAACAGAAAAAAAAACAUAAUUGAAAAAAUUAUUAAGGUAUUAAAAUAUACAUUUUAUACAAAGCAAAUUACAUUUUUGACCACUGUUAUUUGUCGGUUUUCAGCACCGGAUAUUCAGUGGUCUUUAUUUGACAGAUGAGGCUCCACUUGACCAUUAUAAUCAUGGUAUGAAAAGUUUAAGCCAUAUCUUACUUUAUGAUGUUGUGCUUGGAAACAGAAUAAGUCAGACUCUGUUCAUCCACAAUGUUCUCUUUAAUCUGUGCACAGCGAUUUUGGCUGAACAGGAACUCCACCGCCAUCAUCAUAUACUGCUCUGUUUCUAUUUAGUGAAGGCCUGUGGUAUAUUCUGAGAGUUAUUUAAAAUUAAAAGUACCAAUGCCUCAGUUUUGGCAUUAGAACUAAUUCAGGCCCUUUUGCUGAGCAAAGGUUAUACAUGUGUCCAAAAAAAUUAUGAAGAAAAACCAAGAUGGAAAGGUUAUUGACCUCCCAAACAGUUAUGGUGAUUUUUUUAAUCUGUUAAUGAGGGUCUGAAAUAUAGUAUUUUUUGUCAUUCAGUUGAGAAAAAGUUGUAAGAUGGCUUUAAUUACAAAAUCUCAAGAGUUUUAAUAAAUAAAACUGUGGAUUGCAAUUAAUGAGCCAUUAUUUUAUGUCUUUAACCAUUUCAGUUCUGUUUUGUUUUGUUAAACAAAACUACAUCCUUCAAAUACCUUUCAAAUGCCAUUAUUUCAGCAGAAAAAAACAGAACAUGACAUGACAUGACAAUACUCUGAGAUGUUGAUAUGUCGGAUUUGCAAAUAUUUCACAAAACAGCUUUGCAGAGUAUGCUCAGUCACUUCAAUUUGUGGGGUCCAAACAUUUGUGGAAAACAAUAGAGUGUUGAGUAAAGACCUAUUUCACUGAUUGGUUCUGUCUUGUAAGGCUGUGUCUGGUUGCAAAUACUGCUGAGUUGUAAAUUCCAUGGCUUGCCAAAGUUCUUUCCUCCGGGCUUACUCUUAAAGAAAUGCUGUUUUGUUUUUUAUUUUAUAAAGAAGAGUGGGAGGACAGUUUUAGAUAUCAAAACAGUAGCCUAUCAUUUGUAAAAGAAUGUACUUGAUAGAAAUUAAGUUGUUAAACAGCUGACUUGCUUAUACAAGUACUAAGUGUAUCUUAUGUGAUAUUCUAAACAAACAUUGGCUAAACCAAUCCUGUAAUCAAUAAUUACUGUUGUGAAUUAUACACACAUGUAUGAGUAUAGAAUGUCAAACACAACACUUGAAAUAUUACAAUUUAGUUCAGGCAUGCAAUUACACAAUCCAUUUUUAUACAAUAAAACAAAUACAAAAGAAAUACAAUAAAGCAAAAAAUGAAAUUUUCAUUCAUCUCUUUCAUUCUCAAUGUCCAUUCUUUAUCGCAGAAAUCAGAAAAUUCACUCAUCAUUCACUCAAAUGAAUGUUUAUUUAAGUGAUCAUUAUUUAUGUGCAUUAUUAUUGGAAGAAAAACAAAGCUGACAAUGACAUAAUAUUAUGAAUGUACUCAACAGUUUUCAUCACAUCAAAGCAGAUGAUAACUGAUACCUGUUGGCUCAUUUUUGGCUGAGAGCAGGUGGAGGUUUUACUCACUCAAGGUUGAUUGAGGUGGAUAGUAUUCCUUAUUGUUCACUGACUAGAAUAAUAAUCAGUGUAAUGUUACAUUUACAGCAUGACACAUUUUUGUGGCGUAUUGGAAGUCACUGAGUAUGGUUAGUCAAUGACAGAAUGAAUGGGUCAUGUGGUACAACCAAUAUCACAUUCGCUAUUGAAACACUUUCAGUAAUUGUCUACUUAUUAAAGAGAUAUAUUUAAUGACAAUUGUUCUACCUGAGUGAUGGAGAACACUUAAUAAAUUCAAAUGAAUUUGUUGAUGGCAUUUAUAAUUAAGAAUAAUUUCAACUUCACAAUUUUAGUGAGCCUUUCUGUGCAUCCUUUUCUUUUAUCAUUUAAAGUUUUUGAAUACUGUGUCAAAAACAUUAACUGCCAAUAGGGGGCAAUAGUUUUAUAUUCCUCUGUUUUCUUCUCUCUGAGUGCAGGUUACACUGGGUUCAACAUAUUCUUUUGUCAUUUGCCAGAUUACUAAUUGACUGGCCAUACAAGGAAUAUGGCAGUAAUUCCCUUCAAAGAAUGAGCAAAUGACACAGAGUUGGAAAUGAUGCUAUUGCAUGCAGAAUAACUAAACAAGGCAAUGCUUUCAAUGCACAUUGUUAACAAUCCACAUUCUUUUUGUAGAAGUUCCUGUUUGGACAAUCAUUUUAAAAAUGCAAGACAGAAUCUUUAUUCUCUAAGUGGAUAAACUCUUCUUCAUUCAGUAAUGGAUGAGGUGAAUGAAUAAAAAACAGAAAAGAAAAAAUAACAAUUGGUAUUUGGUCUGGUGGAUAUCUUAAUAAACGCAUGUCAUGAUUAUGAUUUAUUAAGAAAACAGAUGGUAAUGACAAUAAGGGCUGCAUUUGCUACAAUGACACAAUUGUGUGUUAUAGUAAUAAAACUUUGACUUUAAUGCAGGAAUUACAGCUUUUGACUGAACACAGUUUAGAUUUGUUUGAAAUUAUACUUGUGUUUAGAUACCUUUUUUUCUAAGAGAGUUUUCAGUGUUGAGCAUGGAUAAUUGUAGAACUGAGUAUAUACAUAUACAUACUAUGUUUCUCGUUCUGUGUAUAUAAUAUUGCCAUACAUUAAUUAAAUUACUCUUAUAUUUUUUCCCCUGCUUCAGUAUUAAGGUUUAUAUUUAGGUUGUUUUUUUUUUUGCCAUUACAUCAUAUCUCAGUGACAGACAGUGGCUCAACCCUGCAUGUGAAAUCACAGUAUGCACAUAUUUUACAUAUACAUUUUGUUAAAUGAGGCUGUAAACCUGAAAAAAGCAAACAUACCACAUUCUUUUUUUGAACAAUCCUGAAUUGCCAUGUUAACCUGACCAAGUAGGAACUCAUUUUAGGUUCUGUAUUGUUGCAAAAAAUAACUACAUUCAUCAAGGAAAUAGUUCUGAAAAUAACCUGUGCUAAAUACAUAGCCUUGUCCUACUUUAAAGGAUCAUGCCUUUGGACAGUUCAACCUCAAUGAGAGACAAAGAGAAGUUGUACUAAAAACAUUAAAACAUAAUUAUCAGUAAAGGAUUGGAAUGCAGCUGUCAGAUAAUUAUAGGAUUAUUAUAAGCUUCAUGCAUGGUUAGAUAUUUUUAGCAUUUAACUGAUUACAUAAACUCCAGAUAUUCAUUCAGAUAUUAAUUUUAAUGUUUACCAGGAUAUUGGAUAUGACAGAAAUACGAUUAUUUUAAAUCUACAGUAAAUCAAACCCUCUAUAUUGUUAAAUAGGAUAGGCCUAUCCUUACAUAUGCCUGAGAAGUAAUUUGUUUUGAUUUUCUAAACUGCUUUCUUUCUUUUUAGCGCAUGAGGAUAUUAUGAACGUGAGGGCAAGGAGGACCUCGUCGUUGCACUGGACAGCAGUUCUGCGUGGAGUCAACAUGCCGAAGACAAUUCAUCAAAACAUUAUGAAGGCCAUAUUUGGAACCUUCGAAAACUCUCUCAUAUCCAACAUCCCUAUUCAUCCUCUGCUGAUGACAAUUACCCUACG